AUGGGCUAGAGUUGUGCAUCUUGUUAGAAUAAAGAUGAAUCUACUGCAGGCUAUAAUUGUAUGGAACAGAAGGAUUAGUUUGAUGAAGAAAACCUAGACGACAGUUAAGAAUUUGAUGCUAAAAGUCCUCCAUCUACAUAUCAAUGUAAAACAAUGGAAGCGGAUAUUCUGCAGUUUUAAAAGGUUAUCCCAAAAGAGAAGGAAGAGGAAAUUUUUGAGGAAAGAAAGGAACAAUAAUUGGUAUUUGAGGAUAAAUCGCGAUAUGAGGGUAGUAUAGUAAAUGGAAAGGCCAAUGGUUUUGGAAAAUUACACUUUGAAAAUGGGGACUAUUAUUAAGGUGAAUUCGUUGAUAAUAUGAUGGAAGGAAAUGGAACUUAUAAUUAUGCAAAAGGUCCUUUUUAUGAAGGGCAAUUUAAGUCAAAUAAACCAGAUGGUAUUGGGGUAGAAACUUGGCCAGAUGGAUCUGUUUAUGAAGGAGAAUUUAAGGGAGGUCGAAAACACGGAAGAGGCUGUUAUAAGUGGUAUUAAGGCUGUUUUUACAAUGGGGAGUGGAAGGAUAAUCUGAUACAUGGUAUCGGAAAAUAUGAAUGGCCUGAUGGAAGGUCUUAUUCUGGAAGUUGGGUUAAAAAUAAAAUGCACGGUCGAGGAAAAUAUAUAUGGAAAGAUGGGAAGAGUUAUGAUGGAGAGUACUAGUAUGAUAAAAAAAGCGGUUUUGGCAUAUUCCAUUGGCCUGAUGGAAAAUAGUACUAAGGUUAAUGGUUGGAUGGAAAGUAGCACGGAAAAGGAUUAAUGAUAGGGAAGGAUGGUAAGAAAAAAAUAGGGUCUUGGUUGGAAGGCAAACUGAUGAGUUCCAUUGAGGAUGACAAUUUCUAAAUUAUACCAGACGGUUGGAUUUAAGAAUGA
Messenger RNA from Paramecium tetraurelia, 903 nucleotides. RefSeq lists its product as uncharacterized. Gene Ontology annotation, cellular component: cytosol. The record is from RefSeq and is a predicted model, not a curated record. The transcript is spliced from 3 exons. Lineage: Eukaryota; Ciliophora; Oligohymenophorea; Peniculida; Parameciidae.